CAAGUACCACUUCGAACAGCCAGUUCCCUAUCGAUCAUAGACAAUCUCAGCCUCCUCCGCCGUCAGUCUCUCUGAAUGAAAGAAAUUACGAUCGCGCAGCACACUAGACGCGGACCGCUUCUGAGAGACCGCGAGCGUUUCGGCUCUUCAGUUGAUAUCGCGACGGCUGUGAGAGGAGGCCAUGACACCGGCGACCGGCAUCUGUUUCCUCCUGCUCGCCUGCGGGGCGGCGCGUGUACAGGGUGUUUCGAACCUGCCCAACACCACGGGCAUCGAUGGGCAGCUCACGGCAGAGUUGGAGAUCGACAAGUUCUUUUCCUACUGGGUGGUUUUUAACAACGACGAUGAGGUUAAAAUGUCAGAUAAUCCCUUCACGAUCUUCGCGCCCCAAAACGCAGCCACAAAACGCCUGGAGCCGAUCUUGCAGAGGCCGGAUGGCGUGAAGAGCAUCCUCAUGGACCAUGUGGUGAUCGGGUCCCGCUUGAACCUAGAGAACGUUACGGAGGAACUGACCUUCCAAACUGCUGGAGGUAAAACCGUCCACAUAAAGCCCUCGAAAGAAGGCAAACUGCUGGCCAACGAGGCAGUCAUCGUGAAGCGAAAAGUUGUGGUGCCUCACGGCAUCCUGGUGGUCCUGGAUAAUUACCUGUUCCAGGAAGGUGGCGCUAAAUCCAAAGAGAACGCCACCGCGAUACCUGUGGUGAAGCUGGCGGAUAUAUCUGUGCUGCCUUUGGUGCAUAAAGAGGAGGGUAGCAAUCACUACAAUAUGACAUUUGUGGAGAAUAUACUGGAGGUGUUGUCGUUUUUGAAGAGCGGAGUCAGGGUGUUUCAGCACUUCCUGUCCAGGUCGAACGUUUCUAGGCUGCUCAAGGAUGGAGAGGAGUACACAGUCUUCGUACCUACUGAUCAUGCCUUCCAAAGAUGGCACCCCAUUGAUUGGGGUUUCUACCCAUUCAGCGUUCCUGAAUUCACAGAGAGCAUCAUCACCAACCAUUUCAUACGGGGCAGACUCAAGCAAGACAGCAUAAAGGAGGGCCAGAUUGUGAAGACCCUAGGAGGAAAGGAAAUCGUCUUCAAGAAAUCUCCCAUUCUGACAGUAAAUGGUGCUACAGUCAUAAAAGGAGUCACUCCAGUAGCCAAGGGCAACAUCAUGUUCAUAGGUGAAGUUCUUUUCGUCAGCGAGUCUGUGGUUUCGAAGCUUCACCAACAGCACAGGGACAAAGAGACACCUCCUCUAUUGGCCUUUCCAUGGUUUGGAGCCCAAUUCCUUUCCCACGCUUUCUUAGCCCUUGAAAGAGACAGGCGUUUUUCGCAUAUAACCAGAUUCUUGAACUUGGCUGACUUGGCACCUCACGUCUCUGGAACUGGAUACACAUUUUUUGUACCAACAGAUACAGCCUUCGAGGAACUAGGAUUGGACAAGAUGCCGGAUAACUAUCUGUCGAAUGGCCAGGGUUUGGAGAUUCUACUGAAUCAUUUCGUUAAAGGAAGGCUGUACAAUAAGGACCUCAGUGAUGGUGUCAACUUGACGACUCUGGGCAACAAAACAAUAACGGUCUCGAGAAAAGAUAAAGUGAAAGUGAAUGAAGCAACCAUAGUGGAAAGUGAAGUAUUCGUUUACAACCUUGGAACAAUGUUUUAUAUAGAUAAAGUACUUUUCGUCACCUUGAAUGAUCUGCCAUCAACCAUCCAGUCUACCACCACGGUGAAACCUACUCAGAAAUCAAUGGUACCAACAACAGAAGCUGAAAUUGAAGGCAUACCUGACGAGCUAGCUGAAAAGACUGGUCAACUGCCAGAUAUUUUGGUAUCAGACGACGCAUCUACGAAUGAAACUCAGACGGUUGAACCAGAAGUUAGUACGCAAAGUGAAACAAUCAAAUAAAUAUAUCAAGAUCGAUAAAAUGGACCUAGCAAUAAAGGGAAGGUUGAGAACUUCCAUAUUAUCGUCAUCUCCACUUUUGUAUGUCGUCAAAGAAAUAUUGGCAUAUAAUAAUUUUGUAAAAAUCCCAAAAUCAGCGCUCUAUUAUUCGUUUGUGUAUCUUGAUAUCUGAUGUGGAUCUUUUUUGGUCUAUGAAAUGUACAUUUGUUAAUUGAAAUAAUUGUAAGUAAUUCGUACUGUAAAAAUAGCCAAAUAUUUUUCUAGGGAAUUUUCGUACAGUCCAAAAUAAUUAAGUUAUUCAAAAAAUAUCGUCGUCUCAAAUAUCCUUCUUUCCGAUGAAAUGAACUCUUCAAAUCGAAAAUAUAUAUAAUAAAAAUAUUAUUAACUUAACACUUUUUGAUGUAUUGAAUCGAUUAAGGACUAACUGGAAGAAGUUUAUUGUUCAUAUCAAGUUAUCAAGGCUCCUAUGGGUUCAGAGCUUCGUGCAUGCUUUCGAAACAAUUUUUGUGAUGGAAGAAGUGUAAAUAGUGUUUCACUGAACUUUCUGAAUGACUACUGUAGUCUGGUUUAGAAUGAAAUGACUGAUAAACGUUAAAAUAUUGUGAAUUGAAUUAUAUUUAUAUGAAAAAAUUACAAAGUAUCUGUUCAUAAUAAUUAUUACUAGUAAAUGGACAAUGUUGUAUUAGAUGCUUUAUUACAAUCAAUGUUUAGAUUACAAGGCGCAUAAUUUCCUAAAAACAGGACUUGUUUAUUUAUUUACGAAAAUCAAUUGUUAUUUUAAUACAAGCUCUUAUUGUUAAUAAAUGUGGAUCUUGUCCUCUGAAAUAUAUUUCUUUUUCAUCA
Molecule: messenger RNA, 2725 nt
Organism: Harmonia axyridis
Lineage: Eukaryota; Metazoa; Arthropoda; Insecta; Coleoptera; Coccinellidae
Exons: 5
Coding region: 182-1885 (567 amino acids)
Biological process (GO): extracellular matrix organization; cell adhesion
Cellular component (GO): extracellular matrix
Molecular function (GO): cell adhesion molecule binding
Source: RefSeq, a predicted model, not a curated record